Molecule: messenger RNA, 2653 nt
Organism: Elaeis guineensis (African oil palm)
Lineage: Eukaryota; Viridiplantae; Streptophyta; Magnoliopsida; Arecales; Arecaceae
Source: RefSeq, a predicted model, not a curated record
CGUCCGCAUUUUGGAAUCUUGCCCAUCGGUCUGGCCUUUAUUUUUGCAGUACUAAUCGCCAGCCGUCGAACUAGACUUUAAGUCCAAAAGCUUGCUCCUUGUACUUACUGUUGUUGUUAUCGAUCUUGCUUGUUUCCAUUCGUUCUCGUUCCUUCACCCUACCACAAAAAGGGAAGGCUUUGAAGCCCCCCCUUAAUUUCUCUUCUUUAGUUUCCACUCUAUUCGUCCAAACCCGCUCUUUACAUACCACGAUGAUACAGAGGUGGAAGUGAGCGGAAGAAGAUCUCUUUGGAGCUGUCUUAUGAUCAUAUCUGGUCCCAAACAUUGGUCCAAGUUGGCGCUCCCGAGACUUUUCUGUAAACCAGAGCUGGAAGGGGAGGCAAUCGUACUGGUAGGAUGUAAAAUUUCGAUUGUUUUCGAUCGAAUUUUGACUGUUUACGAUAUCAAAGUGGACAGCUCUUGCACCGAGAUUGGUUUUUGUCGGAAAACUCUGCUCAAAAUUAGAUUUUGGAUCUGAGUGUUUGGUUUUGGUGGCAAUUCUCGAUGCUUGCGAUUUUUGCUAAUGGGGCACAGAUGUCGAAGAUGUAAUAUUUCCACCAGUACCUUAACCUGCACGUCGUUCUCCAUCUAAAUAUAAUCAGGAUCUUCUUAAUAGUAGCAUAUGGUUAAGACAUAAUUGGCUGGAGGUAAAAGAUAUUUGAUAGCUGUAUGGAGGCUAAAAUGGAGAAGAAAAAGAAAGUUCUAGAACUACGAGAAAGACUGGACCAGACUCUUGCUUUGCCUGAUCUUGCAAAUGAAGAGUUAAUCAAGUCACUCGUCAAAAAUCAACUUCUACGCUCCUCGUUUUCUGGCAUGAAAGGAGACAUGGGACCCGUUGUAGAAAAGCGGGCAAGAGAGGUUUCCAAUUUUCUUGAGAUGUUGAGAAGUGCUUCAGGUGGAAUGGAGCCUUUUAAGACUCGUGGGACAUCACAGAGUGAUUGGAAGAUAAAGCAAGAUACAGAUCAUUUUCGUGUGAUGUAUCGUGAAGGUCCCCAUGGCACUCCAUUUCAUACUCUUCUCACUGAAGGUUAUGUUGAUGGACCUAUUGAUGUCUGUUUAUGCGUUUCAUGGGAGUCUACUCUCUAUAAAAAAUGGUGGCCACAGUACAACAUACCGACAUUCAAAAUUAUCAUGUCCACCUGUUUGCAAAAAGUCAGAAUUGGUGAAGAAAUAUCUUUAGUAAGAGUGAAGGUUGCCUGGCCAGUUUCUGAUAGGGAGGCUCUUCUGCACUAUUUUGAAAUUGAAUACUUGAAGGAAGAUCUCAUUCUUGUGCUAAUCAACACGAUUUCAGAAUCGGAACAUAUAGAUAUAAGCACUCAUGGGUUCAGUAUAGAUGGAAUUCCUGAAGCAAAAGAUAUAGUGCGGGUGGAUUUAGUUGGAGGCUUCAUUUUGCAAAAAGCUAGUGCCAACAGAAGCUAUUUCAGGGCUAUAGCAAAUAUGGACAUCAAACUGGAUUUUGUGCCUCCAUCACUUAUCAACUUCAUAUCAAGGCAGCUACUGGGCAGUGGAUACAAGCUAUAUCAAAAGGCUGUUGGAUCUGUGGCCACCAGUGAUGAUGAUUACCGCAGGGCGUUAGAAGGACCAAUGUAUACUCAGGUUCGUGAAGGCCUGGAUUUACACAACAAAUUCAAGACAGGUUUGGUGGGAACAAUUGGGGACAAACCUACAGGCCUCAUCCCUGCAGAACAUACGGUAAAAACCACUGUAGAAAGGACACCAGUAACAGAGAGUUCAUUUGUCUCUGAGAUUGUAGAAGAGGAGGCAGAACAGCAUCAAUGUUUGGAAUUGGAUCAAGCCACUAGUGCCCCUGCAACCAAUACGAUCACUGAUCAGGAACAUCCUGUUAAAGAAGAAGCUUCUAUCAGUCCUGAGGUGGAACAUGCUCUAGGCAUAUUGGAUAGUGCAAUUGCUAUUAUUCGAAACAAAGGUUCUAAUAUCCAGACCAACUGCUCAUCCUCUGGUCAGCAGUUGCUAGCUUCUGAAACAGCCGCACAGGCUGCAGCUGGUUCUGCCAGUGAUGAAGAUGCAAUUGAAAUCAGUAGCAACAUGGAUAAACCAUCAGCCAGUUCUGAAGCCAGGUCAGAUGCCAAAGGUUCCAGCAGCGUGGAGUCUGCCCCAUUGUCGAGGGAGAGAUUUGCGAUUUUGGGCAACACACAAGCAGUUGAUUUUAGGAUUUCUUCCCAUAACAAGUUGAUGGAAUCUAAAGUCACUAUGACACAGCCACCAGUGUUGGAGAGCAUGAGAAGAGUGUGUGACGAAGGUAGCCUCAAGGCCGAUGGUUUUCACCAGAACGAGAAUGGUCUUUGUGAAGGAACGUUGCGGCAAAACAAGAAAAAGAAAAAUUGGUUCUGUUGCUUCAGUUCAAGUUGAGAGAAGACAGCUAAUUGAUACAGUAAACUGUGAUAGAGUCGCACUGCAGAAUACAAAUGGGAGGUUAUGGGAUAGGUUAGAAUUUGCCGUGUUGUUCGAAAACUUUCAUCUGUAAUUUCUCGAAAAUAAAAGAUACAGCUGUAUACAAAUAAAGAUGUAAUGUCAUUGUCUUUGUGGGGGAAGAACUCAAAAUGAUAAAUCAUUGAGUGCGGUUCUGUUGAUCUCUGAACUUCUCCUGGGCGUA